This is a messenger RNA of Penicillium chermesinum, 1407 nucleotides long. Its product is annotated as aldehyde dehydrogenase family protein. The record is from RefSeq and is a predicted model, not a curated record. The coding region runs from base 1 to 1407 and encodes 468 amino acids. Lineage: Eukaryota; Fungi; Ascomycota; Eurotiomycetes; Eurotiales; Aspergillaceae. The transcript has 5 exons. Gene Ontology annotation, molecular function: aldehyde dehydrogenase (NAD+) activity.
AUGGCGUCUAAAAGACUGAUGAAUGUCACCACCCCUCCCAGUGCUCUUUUCCUCGACAACAAGAUGGGAGUGAUAUCGACCUGCCCCCCCUUGAACUCUGCAUCAGCUGCCGACAUUGACACCGCCGUUGCGAAUGCCCGACGUGCUUUUAAUGGGGAGUGGGGUGCCUUCACAGGGGAGCAACGCGGGGUCGUGCUCAAUAAACUCGCGGACUUGAUCGAGCAGCAUACCCAGGAGAUUGCAUAUUUCGAAAGUCUUUGCAGUGGCACUCCCAUCUCCUUCCUGAAAAGCACGAUGCCCAGCGUUGUCUCUGUUUUUAGGUAUUACGCAGAUUGGACCGACAAGUACAAGGGUGACUACUUCCCGCCCGAAGAUGGAUUCUGCAAGAUCGUAGAGCACACCUCAGUUGGUGUUUGUGCUGGUGUGACUGCCUGGAACGGGUCGCUACACUUUCUCGCAUGGAAGUCUGCUCCGGCGCUGGCGACAGGAAAUACUGUCAUCCUGAAACCUUCGGAAAAGUCUCCUCUGGGCACGCUGUCUGUUGCGAAUCUCAUCAGCAAGGCCGGUUUCCCCCCGGGCGCCUUCCAAAUUGUUGCAGUGAUAACUCGAUUUAUAUGGGCUGGGGAUGUUGGUGCCUCGCUAGCCAGCCACAUGGAUAUCGACAAGAUCUCCUUUACAGGGUCCACUGGUACGGUGAGGAAGGUCCAGGAUGCCGCAACUAAGAGUAAUCUAAAGCGCGUCACCUAUGAGCUUGGAGGAAAGAGCCCUGCCGUGGUGUUCGAAGAUGCUGACAUUGAGCGAAAUCUCUUCUGGUGCACGUUUGGCAUCACGGGCAACAGUGGGCAGGUGUGUACUGCCACAUCCCGCCUUUUUGUACAGGAGAGUAUUGCCGAGAAAUUCAUCGAAGCCACCCUGGGCGCAGAUCCGAUGAGUCCCGAGACACAGUACGGACCUCUGGUCGACAAGGCCCAGUAUGAGCGGGUCCGCAUUUAUAUCGACGACGCCCAGAAAGUGCUCUCUCCUGUCGUUGGGGGAGAUACGUACUCCGUUGAUGAUUAUUAUGUCGCCCCGACCAUCUUCCUGAACCCCCCCUCUGACGCUAAGAUCUACCGCGAGGAGAUCUUUGGACCUGUUCUAUGUAUCAAAACCUUUAAGACGGAAGAGCAGGCAAUCGCUCUGGCCAACGACACCAACUACGGUCUGGCAGGCUCUGCCUAUACCCAGGAUAUUGAAAGAGCCUUGCGAGUCAGCCGUGCCAUUCGUGGAGGUACAGUCGGAAUCAAUUGUACAUCGAUUGCCAGCCCUCAGGUGCCCAUGGGAGGGUUUAAGUUAAGUGGAAUUGGCCGCGGGCUAGGAGAAUAUGCUCUCCGUCAUUAUACGGAGCCAAAGACAAUUGUAAUCAAGUAA